GGGAGGGGGUGAAGGCGAGGGAGAGUUGUUGAUCAGGGUCUCUAAUUAUGGCUGACCACUCUCCAAUUGAGGUCCUUACCACAGAGCCAGAGAAAGAAGUUUCCACUGCCACGGGAUACCAAAAUAGACUCAUUCCAUGGCCUCUUGGAGGGGAGCCGGCCCGAAACUAUGCAGCCACUGACUGAUGAGGGGAUGGUGCUUGUGAUGAAAGCACUUUUUGGAGUUUGUAGGCACCCUCUAAUCCAAAAGUGGAAGGCUGGGAACCAGAGGGGUGGCAGGGUGGGAGAAGGGUCCCGAGCCAGCCCUGGAGCAGAAGCUGAGACCUCUGAUGCUUGUGCUGCUGUUGCUGAGUCCCCCUCUCUGAAUUCUCCCAUCUGUGUGGGGACCAGACAGUUGUGACCAGGCUCUGCUCCAGAUUGGGAUAAACAUGAUGGCAUUCCCAGGGGUUAGUCAUCUGGACUCUAUUCCAUUGCAAGGGCAGGGAUUGCCUCUGAUUCAGGUGGACUCUGUUCAGCGAUGGAUGGAGGACCUAAAGUUGAUGACAGACUGUGAGUGUAUGUGCAUCUUGCAGUCGAAACCCAUUAGCCUAGAGGAUGAUGCCCAGAGUGAACUGAUCCCAUCCUCCCAGCAUGGCCCCUGUGACCACUUGCAGCUGCUAUUGAAGCGAGCCUGGAUCAUUAGCACUGAACUGGGAAGGAUUGGGCAGAAGUUGGACCGGGAACGGUGGGGGCGGGUGCACAGUCUGAGUGUCCGGCUGACCUGCCAUGCAAGGUCCAUGAUCAGCGAGUACAGCAUCUUCAGCAGGGGUACCUCAGAGGAGAUGGAACAGUUUCAGAAGCUCUUAAUGGAGAAGUGCUCAGAACUUACUGCAGUCACUGAGAGGUGUCUCCACAUUGAUGAAGAACAGGUCCUGAAGUCCAUGAAGCCCUGUGUGAGUGAGACCCUGAGUGCUGUUGGCCGGUACUUUAGCCAACUAUUGGAAUUGGCUCUGACACAGGAGAUACAGGUGCUAGUGAGAAAGAUUGACUCUUCAGACAAUCUUUACACUGCAGAGGCUACCACUGGGAACCUGUUCAGCUUGACCCAGGAGGGGGCCCCUUUAUGCCGUAUCAUAGCAAAGGAGGGGGGUGUUGUGGCCCUCUUCAAGAUCUGCCGGCAGGACUGUUUCCGGUGCCUAUAUCCACAGACGUUACGGACCCUUGCUUCCAUCUGUUGUGUAGAGGAAGGCAUUCACCAGCUGGAAAAGGUAGAUGGCAUUCUGUGCUUGGCUGACAUCCUGACUGACAGUAGCCACUCAGAAGCUACCAGAGCAGAGGCUGCUGCCGUGGUUGCCCAGAUCACGUCUCCACACUUGCCUGUGACCCAGCAUCUCAGCAGUUUCCUGGAGAACAUGGAGGAGAUCGUGACAGCUCUCAUCAAACUGUGCCAAGAGGCCUCAUCUGGUGAAGUCUUCCUAUUGGCUUCUGCAGCCCUUGCCAACAUCACUUUCUUUGACACCAUGGCCUGUGAGAUGCUCCUGCAGCUGAAUGCCAUGCGCAUCCUUCUAGAAGCCUGUGCUGAUAGGCAGAGAGUAGACACUCCCUAUACCCGAGAUCAGAUUGUGACAAUAUUGGCAAACAUGUCUGUCCUGGAACAAUGUGCCUCAGACAUCAUACAAGAGGAUGGGCUACAACUCCUCAUGGGGAUGCUAUCUGAGAAGCCCUUGUCAGGGAGCCCAGCUGAGGUGGCUGCCUGUGAAAGAGUCCAGCAGAAAGCUGCUGUGACCCUUACUCGCCUUAGCCGGGAUCCAGAUGUGGCCCGAGAAGCCAUACGACUUGGGUGUAUGCCUCGUCUCACUGAGCUUUGCUGGGUCCCAGCUGAGAGGAACAAUAGUGACUCUGUGCUUGUGGCAUGUCUGGCUGCCUUACGUACCCUGGCAGCGGUCUGCCCAGAAGGCCUCCAGGACACAGAUUUCCAACAACUUGUCAAGCCUCGACUGGUGGACUCCUUUCUCCUCUGUGCAAACAUGGAAGAGAGCUUUGUGUGAGAAGAGGACAGAAAUAAAGGACAGGCGCCAACCAGCCACCCUACCAGCCCGUCAGACUCUUGGAGCCUCCAAACACACACACACACACACACACACUGCUAUAGCUCCCAGCUUACUAUUUAUACUAACUUAUUAUUUGACUAGGAGGAAGGUGGGUUAAAUCUAGAGAAAACAUAACUGGAUACCCACCUUGGACCUCUGCAGUAUUUUUUUAAACUUCUAUUACUUUUUGGUUGAAGAUGUUGAAUGAUCAAUAGGUUUGACAUGAUAGUGGAUGAUUUCACUUUAUUUUUCAAUCAUGAUACUUAAACAUGUAAUCUUGCCACAUUUUUUAUACUGUAGAUCUCAAGUAUUUCUUAUAGUUCUGUAGUUUAUUGUACUUAAAAAAUCUCAGCCAUUGUUUAAAUUAAAGAAAAACACAGAGCA
This is a messenger RNA of Monodelphis domestica (gray short-tailed opossum), 2452 nucleotides long. It is a transcript of the gene INSC, whose product is annotated as INSC spindle orientation adaptor protein. Gene Ontology annotation, biological process: establishment of mitotic spindle orientation; asymmetric cell division; apical protein localization. Lineage: Eukaryota; Metazoa; Chordata; Mammalia; Didelphimorphia; Didelphidae. The record is from RefSeq and is a predicted model, not a curated record. Gene Ontology annotation, cellular component: apical cortex. Gene Ontology annotation, molecular function: cytoskeletal adaptor activity; protein binding.